Daldinia vernicosa is the source of this 4335-nucleotide messenger RNA. RefSeq names its product Pet127-domain-containing protein. The record is from RefSeq and is a predicted model, not a curated record. NCBI's taxonomy places the organism in Eukaryota, Fungi, Ascomycota, Sordariomycetes, Xylariales, Hypoxylaceae. Gene Ontology annotation, biological process: mitochondrial RNA 5'-end processing. Gene Ontology annotation, cellular component: mitochondrion; mitochondrial envelope. The transcript has a single exon. Bases 147 to 3872 code for a protein of 1241 amino acids.
UAGCUUUACACCGGCUCCAGAAUCCAGAUUUUUUUUUUUUUUUUUUUGUAAAGCUUCAACAAGUUACUUACAUUGCUACGACUUGUAUUAAAAGAUCAAGUGAUUUUCUAGGAGAUUAGACUAGGGCUUGACGCAGAGCGUUUGCAAUGCUUCGAUUGAGCAGCCGAAGCGCACGCCGUAUCGGAACCUCAUACAUAUGCACAUCAUGUCUUGCCUGUCAUUCGACAAGGUCACUGACAUUCCGUCCCACCUUGAUCCCUAGUCAUAAUGGCAAUGGCCGACAUCUCUCAAGCACAUCGCGCCUUCUUGCGCCCACGGCCGAAACCUCAACGCCGAAUUCUACUGGUGCCGAAAAUAUAGAACCCCCACCACCAGAAGCGCCGAAGAAGAAGAAAAAGAAGAAGGCUCAAAAGGAAGAAAAGAAUCUCGCCGCCCAGGCUGAGGGUGAACGCCAGCUACAAGUUCUGCAAGGCGCGCUUCAAGCAUUAAAGAAUGUUCUCGCUGCGCAGAACAUUAAUGUCGACCAUAUCGGAAAGCCUGGUAAUCAGGUCAACCAAAAAGACUUAGAGCCAGAAGCAAUCCCCAAGACUAAGGCUAAGGUUAAGGCUAAGGUUAAGGCCAAGAAGACAGAAUCUGCGGACAACGAUGAAGGGACUCAAAAGUCACAAGAUUCUUCAGAGAAGAAGGAACCAAAGAAGAAGUCGAAGCGAAAAGCAUCAAGCGAAGAAGAUAUAGCGACGGCUGAUGGUGCACCGGAGCAGGCUGCAACGGAGCAGGCUGCAACUUCAAGUGGCCGCUCUAAGAAGGCUGCGAAGAGGGCGGCGGGCCGCGAAAAGCCAAAGCAGAAGACGGCUCCUAAGCUGAUCAGGAAGGUAGCUUCAAAGGCUCCGAAGGGAGAAGCCAAAUCUAAAAAAGGAGUCUCGUCUAGCGCUCCUCGCGAGCGAAUGCGAAACGUGGACAGCGCUGAUGUUUGGGGUAAUUAUAAAAUCAUCGGCGAAGAUGCAUCGGAAGCAAAAGAGUCAGAAAAGGGGACCAAGUCGAAUAAAAGACCACCUUUGGAUAUCAGUACUAUAUCCGCCAAUGAUCUACGUCCAGAACCCGUUCAUACGGUUCAUCCGUCAGUCCCGGGAUUGUCCUACGGUCUUGACAGGGUCCUGUUUAACCCCGGCGUCUAUCACUUACAAGAUCCUCGUUCCCGAGUCUACAACUUCGACCCAUAUCUCUCAGAGAUUAUGCCAAUUCAAGAAUUCGACUUCAACGCUCUGAAGCAGUAUGUGACCUCAUCUAAGGACUCUACACUUAUUGGUAUGGCGAAACAACAUGGCAAGAGAUACACGGGUUCGACCUCAAGUAUGACAUCCAUGCUUUCUCACUUCCACUAUCUCCUGUCGUCCUGGCGAGAAAUCAACACGUCAAUGCUGUCAAAGGGUUUCAACACGGAUUCUCUUCAGUUCACCAAGAUUAUGAAAGGUCCGGCGGCAGUAUUCUUGCAUUGGAAAGAUGGCACUUACGCCAUAGAUGCUGAUAAGGAAUUUGACACGGCCAAUAUCUUGAGCAUGCUUGGGAAGUCCAUGGAGAAACUUCUCACUCUCUCUAAAGAAGAAUACGAGCGGUACAGACAUACCAACUCCGACCAGAUCACCGAAGAAGAGCGAAAUGCCGAAGAAGCCUUUCACUAUACCAAAUUCCUUGAUUUCAUGAUGCGUUCUCAAUUAGAUGCGCACGAUCCAAGGGUGCCUGGGUCAGGUAUGUUUGACCUUAAGACGCGUGCAGUUGUAUCCAUUCGUAUGGAUGCGAAAGGAUUUCAGAAAGGUCUCGGCUACGAAAUUCGUAACCGAUUCGGCCAGUGGGAGUCAUUCGAACGAGAAUACUACGAUAUGAUUCGUUCCGCAUUCUUGAAAUAUUCUCUCCAAGUCCGUAUGGGUAGAAUGGACGGCAUAUUUGUCGCAUUCCACAACACUCAACGUAUCUUCGGCUUCCAAUACAUCCCCAUAAGUGAAAUGGACCUUGCAUUACACGGAACAUCGAACACCACUCUCGGCGACAGGGAAUAUAAACUCAGUCUCGCCUUACUUAAUGAUAUUCUGGACCGCGCCAGCAAGAAGUUCCCAGAGCAAUCUCUCCGAAUGCACUUCGAGACAAGGACGUCAGCGAACGCGCCAUUCAUGUAUAUCUUUGCAAAGCCAGUGUCCCAGGAAGAUAUUGAUGAGGUUCAAAAUGCUAAUAGGGCGUCUAUUGAAGCAUUUGAAAGGGAGGUUCUUGGUUUAGCUAAAGAGGAGGCAGAAGCGGAAGCGGAAGCGGAAGUUGAAGCCGAGGCCGAACCCGAGGCCGAACCCGAGUCUGUUGAUGAAAACGAGAACGUGGUUCAGGGAGAGGUUGAGGGAAUUGAAAAACCUACCUCAUCUCAGGAAAGGUCGAGUCUGGAUGCUUGGAAUGAAGUGCGUCAGAUGGUCGAAGAUGCUGUGGAUGACGACGAAGUCGGCGUCGGCGCUGUGAGGGAAGCAAUCGAAGACGCUCUGGAACAGAGCGGGCUCCUUCACGCGAAAUCGUCCACUGAAGCGCGGGGAUAUGUUGAUGCCUUACUCAGCGCCAUUACCAAUAGCAGAUCCGCUAAAUCAGAGCCGACACUGAGCGCGCCGGUCGAGGGAGAGGCGACUGCUGAUGAGGACGACCCUACUUCCACUCAAGAGAUACCGGAGCCGGAACCCAGUAGUGAGCAAUCCGUAUCUGAACCUGAACUUGAUACAGAGCAGUCACAAAUCGAAGAAACGUCCAAACACACCUCUGGCGAAGGUGAGAAUGCAGAUUCUCAACCAGAAGAAAUAAGUAUACAACAAGAUAACGGCUUAGAGACGCAACCAGAGCCUGAAACAUUUACAUCACCCGCGACUAAUGAUGAGCCUAAGAAUGCCAUAUCUGAGUUAGAUAGUCCAGCCUCCAUCGAGGAGACAGCAUCACAAGUACAAGAGGACGUCAGUACAACCAGAGAGGUUGAAGAGGAGGAGGAGGAGGAGGAAGACCAGGAAGAAGACGAAGAAGAAACUGAGGAUAUUGACGACGAAUUGGAGGAAGAGGAAUCGAAGAGAGAUCUCAAUGCGGCUUCGUCUAUGUCGCCGUUGAAAGAUCUCAUUGUGAGAAUGACCCAAAGGAUUGACGAGAGGGCGCUGUCUGAUCAAGCGGAGGGCUCUAUAGACGACUCGUCCAAACUUAAAGAAUUUGAGCGAAUCCUCGGUCAGCUCAUUGCCCGCUCCAAAGAAGAACAGCUCGAACCUCGAACCGAUGGCACUAGUUCUAUCUCAGAGGCUCCGAUAGAAUCGGCGAUCGAAGGCCAAGCGGAGAUCCUUGAGACUGGGACAGAGAAAACAGAGGAUACACAGGAUGCUUCUCCAGAGUCGGCCUCAGGAGAGACCCCAGAAAAUGCUACGCCGGCUGAAGAGGAGAUCGACCAAAAUCUACUAGGUCUGGUCUUAACGAUCAGAAACAAAGUUAACGGUGAAUAUGUGACAAGGCCGGAAAGAUUAGUUCGGUCUGAUGAUUGGGUUGUGGAGUACAACAUCGAGGAGAUCGCGGCCAAGCGCGCCAAUACCAUCUACCGACAGUGCCAGGCGAGGCGGCGAGGGGUGUUUGAGGACACGGGCAACAAAGAAUCGCAAUGGUACAAGAUGUUCCGCGGCAGCCUCGAGGAACGCACGAUGGCUGGUCGUAGGUUUAGAGCCUCGGAGACCAUGAAGGCCCAGCAGCGUCCCGUCCAUGUUGUUGGCCAGGAGAAAUCACUACAGUGGGAGGAAGUAUUUGGAAAGCCGAAUCCGAAUACCCCGACGCUGGUGGAGGAAUUGGUAGGAGAUGAGAUGGAGGAGGAUGAGCAUAAUUAGGGAGGAGUAGAUGGGCCAGGGAAAAAUAAGUUAGAUCUUACGUCGGCCGUAGACUUAUGCUGUCUAUGGCGCUACAACAGACUCCAUUGUAUAUCUACCUAACAUCCGGCCAAUGGCGCUAUGAAUUUAUUUUAUACGAUAGUGGGUGGGGGUGAUUUGGCAUAAAAAAGUAUGGGUUCGCGAGGGGGUUAUAAAAGUCUUCGGCUAUCUCCCGUGGUGGCUGGUAUGCUACACUGCGUGGAAGCAGUCCGUCUCAACUCUGUACAUUUAACGCUGUAUAUAUGACGUGUAUGAAUUCACAUCCCCGAGGACUCGUUAACGAUUAGGUUGUAGGUCAAUGAUUGUUCUGCUUCACCUUUAUAUUUACGCACUUUAGAUUUAUAUAUUUAUCCCAUAUCCCCUCUCUAAAAAUGUAUACUUACUAGCUAUCUAUAUCAGAGUUAUAAGCACAUAUAUAUUUUGG